CUUUGUCCGUACACAACCCGAUAGGUGAGACCUUGCAACGAUGACGGACGAGCAGCACCUGGAAGCAGCUUCUAUGGCGGCGAUGGCAGAGUUCCUACGAGAAUACGAACCAUCAGCCGAUGUUUACCAGGACGUGGCGAGCAACAAUGGUCUGCCGCUAGUGGCGGACAACGAUCAGGACACAAGUGAAACUUCUUCACUUAAAGCUGUCCCAGAUGAAAGACGCCGCAAGAAGAAGAAUGCGCAGGCAGCCAAGCGUCGACUGCGGUACCUAAAGAAACUCAAAGUGGAGCGGAAGGUGCUGAAGAAACAGGAAGUGGAGUUGGCUUUGAAGCUCAAGAAAUUGCGGGAAGCUCACGCCAAGGAGCGAGCCACGAGAAAUAAAAAGAUGGUGGCACUGAAUGCAUGGAAAGCGACCGCGUUACGACAGAAAGAGAGAAGAGUCGAGUCCGAAGACAAGCAGAGACAGCUGCAAACCGCCAUAAUGAACCAGUCAGGGCUCAUCCACCGGAUGAAGACGUUAUUGUGUCAACAGCGAAUGCUCAAUAGUCUCGACGCGUACGAAGAGAAGACUGCGCAAGGGAAUAGGAAGGGAAGGGCACUACUCAAGACUUUUAUACGUGAAAUGGAUACACUAUACGCCCAGACUGAUGCGAUAAUUAGUGGUGUCCGCUUCGAAAUGUCCCCACCUUUAACGUACGAGUUGACGCGCAAGUGGAGCAAGGACAAAACUUUCCUCGAGAGUGCGGACGCCACAGUGAUCCCGUUUAGCUUCGAGCAGACAUGCCGUGCAGUGUCCUUGAUGAUACUCGCUCCUAGCUACAAUGACGAGCUCGAAGACCCCGAGAACACAGCGAUCCGGACGUACCGCUUGAAUUUCUCUCAAGAACUGGGGAACAGUGCGACGUUGGUAGUUUACAAUGCAGUGAAGAGAUACGUCGAGUCGAAUCGUGCUGUGUUUGUGUGGCGAACGCUUGCUGAAGGUCAAGGCGAGUUUGAUGGGCUGCAGACGGUGGAGACUGCGUGGUUUAUAGUGCGUCCACUGACUGAAACGCAGUCAAAUAUCCAGUCAAAGAUGAUCCUGGAGAGUUAUACGCGCUUAGUUCCCGUUGGAUUCGGCAGACCAUCGGAUAAUGACGCGCGAACCAACAAGUUUAUCAAGAUCUUGGCAAAAGCAGAUGAAGCAGAUGUCAACGACAUGAAGCAAAUGCUGGGGAAGCUGCUGCUGGACGAAGCUCGGACGAACGUUGAGGACCCGUAGAUGUAUCUGUAGUAGUGAUUUUGUAGUACCAUAAAUAUUUCCUUUUUUGCCCAU
Molecule: messenger RNA, 1315 nt
Organism: Phytophthora nicotianae INRA-310
Lineage: Eukaryota; Oomycota; Peronosporomycetes; Peronosporales; Peronosporaceae
Exons: 1
Coding region: 41-1261 (406 amino acids)
Source: RefSeq, a predicted model, not a curated record